AUGGCGUCGGAUUGGCUGGAUCAGAAGGAACGGGAGGCAAUCGUCAGACAAGCAGCUGAAGCGUACGAAGAUGAUGAAGACCUACUCGAAGACCAACGCACAAUCACUGUCCAAAUCGGAUGGACUGAAUCGAGCCGGAAAGACGGAGAAGUACUACCCCGGGUACAUCUGCUGCACAUGGAUUCGUGGCACAACAUCGAUCUGGCUGAUCCAGUCCACGCCCUCGCGCUUGCACGAUUUUUGGCACUCUGCAUAGACAAGCAAAUCAUAGCUGUCCGUGAUAGCAUAUCUGCGGGCCGGGAAGCUCUCACCGAUGAACUCCGGCGGGGAGGCGUCAGGCGAUGGAGGGUCGACUCAUCCAUAGUCGUCGAACUUCCAUGUUCUACUUCUGGAUGCGACGAACGAGUUUCUCUGUGGCUUCGUGACCUCCCAGAGUACUUUCCGGGGGCGACGCGCGAUAAGCCACUGUCGGACGAAGAUAUCGUCACUACGGACGCGCCACCAUUAAUUGAAUCUGACAAACGCACGUCGUGCUCCAAUUUUUGCGACGCAAGUCGACCGGGCGCGUUCCAAGAUGCGGUGCAUUGGCUACUGGACAGGAGAUCCGUCUUAGUUUCACUGCUCUCUGACCCUGGUAUGUGCGAUGCUUAUAUGCUUGUUGGGACAUUCUUUUGGCCUAGCGAGUGGACCGAGCUGUCGAACAUGCCAAGGGUUGACGCGAAUAUGACGGAACUCCUGCGCGAGCUCAUGGGAGAAGUUGCGACUCGCAGAAAGCAGACCGAGAUGGACAGUGCACGGUAUAGUCAUACCGACGGUGGCGACGAUUCCGGAUGGGGAGAUGUCCGGGAUGAGGUCAUGCGACUUCUUGCUGGUAGCUUCUCCUCAAUCCUACAUGCGUGCAGGCAGGCACAUAGCAAGGCCCGAUCGGCGGCAAGCACUAUUGAGGCUGGUUGGCGACAUGACUGA
Molecule: messenger RNA, 966 nt
Organism: Postia placenta MAD-698-R-SB12
Lineage: Eukaryota; Fungi; Basidiomycota; Agaricomycetes; Polyporales; Adustoporiaceae
Exons: 7
Coding region: 1-966 (321 amino acids)
Source: RefSeq, a predicted model, not a curated record